Manihot esculenta (cassava) is the source of this 3863-nucleotide messenger RNA. RefSeq names its product nitrate regulatory gene2 protein. The coding region runs from base 408 to 2891 and encodes 827 amino acids. NCBI's taxonomy places the organism in Eukaryota, Viridiplantae, Streptophyta, Magnoliopsida, Malpighiales, Euphorbiaceae. The transcript is spliced from 4 exons. The record is from RefSeq and is a predicted model, not a curated record.
AUACACCCCCCACUACUACAAUGCCCACUACAGAGUCGGUCUCCCUCUCUCCCUCUCUCUCUCUCCAACUUUCUCUUUCUGCUAUAAACGACGACACACUCCACGCUGGCAAGAUUCCCCCUCUGUCCUCACCUCCACCCUUUUCCUCUCCCUUAUCUCUCUCCGCCUCUGCUAACCUUAACAGAAGUUUUCCCGAGAAACAAACGGACCUACAACAAUCUCCAUCUCUAUCUUUAUCUCUAUCCUAUCUCCGUCCCCAUCCCACCUUCUCCUUCAUCUCCUUCUCCUUCUUCUUCUUCUAACAUCCCGGCGCUUCUCACCUACCGCAGUAAUUAAAUAUAAUAUAAUCAAAUCCCUACUUUCCUAAUUGUUUAAUAUUUUUGCUUGAUUUAAACCAGUGUUCUUACAUGGGUUGUGCCACUUCCAAGCUUGACGAUCUUCCGGCGGUGGCGCUCUGCCGGGACCGCUGUGCUUUUCUUGAUCAAGCUAUUAUCCAGCGCUAUGCUCUUGCUGAAGCUCACAAUGCCUAUACUCACUCCUUGAGAAUGAUUGGUGGUUCUUUGCAUCAUUUUAUUGAACAGGAUUGUUCUGGCUCUGGUUUUGUUCCUUUAUCUCCUGAGCUCAAUUUGCCUCCUCAGAGAAAAGGCGAUCCGAAGAGUCUCAGUGAUGAAGGUACUAGUUCACCGAAGAAGGCUAACCUAGCUCACCACUCACACUCCAACUCUGGUUCCCACCUUCACUUUCACUCUGAUUCUGAUGACGACGACGAUGAUAUCUCGCAUCUCCAUCAUUCUGAUCAUUCCUCGCCUUUGCACGGUGUCGGCGGCGGCGGCCAUAUGGAGUAUAUGCCUUCGGAGUAUAUGGGUACUGAGCAGGAUUCAUAUCCCGGAGGUGGGUUUCUACACAUGAAUUAUAUGAAGAAUAAAGCGACUACGCCGUCUGUGGUGUAUGAACAGAGGCCUAUGACUUCAGAGACUGUCCAUUUCGGUGAAUCCUCCUCAUCUUCUUCCUAUUUUUAUCCCAAUAAUUCGUAUCCAAUGAAUUAUUUUGGAUACCCGAAUUAUGGUGCUGGUGGCGGUGCAAUGACUAGCUAUUACGGGUCUUCCAUUCCUUAUGGAUCUUCAUCUACACCGGCACCGGCGGCUUCUUCGUCAAAGACACCACCGCCACCUCCUCCACCUGCGUCAGAUUGGGAUUUUUUGAAUGUGUUUGAGAGCCAUGAUAACUAUUAUCCUCCUUACACCCCGAGUAGGAACUCGAAGGAUUUGCGGGAAGAGGAGGGAAUUCCUGAUUUGGAAGAUGAGGAUUACCAACAAGAGGUCGUGAAGGAGGUUCACGGACACGAGAAGUAUGUUGAUGAUGGUGGAGGUGGUGCUAAGGCCAACAAUUAUUCGAAAUCAGUGGUGAUGGACGAUGGAGAUGCGAAGGUUGGUGGUAAUAGUGAGGCCUCCCUUUAUCAAACGAGAGCAAGUGUGUCACUGGAUAAUGAAGGACUGGAGUAUGAGGUGCAUGUGGUGGAGAAGAAAGUAGUUGAUGAUGAGAGGUCAGAGGAGCAAAAAAAUGCUGGAUUUAGGCGAGGAGGGGGUUUUCGAGAUGUGUCUCAAGUGGCUUUUGAAAUCAAGAUACUAUUUGAGCGAGCUUCUGAUUCUGGGAAAGAAAUUGCCCAGAUGCUUGAAGUGGGUAGGCUUCCUUAUCAGCGUAAACAUGCAGUCUCUAAGAUGCUGCAUGUGGUCACUCCUUCACUAUCUGUAGUAUCUUCACAGCCAUCUACUUCCAAAAGUGCCGAGGCCUCAUCUUCCACUGACAAGGCUGAUCCAGCGUACUUGGAGAUAGAUGAAGAUUUGAAGAUGAGAUCUAAUAAUCUUUCUGCCACCUUGCAGAAGUUGCAUCUUUGGGAGAAGAAACUCUAUAAUGAAGUUAAGGCUGAGGAGAAAAUGCGGGUAGCACAUGAGAGGAAGUGCCGAAAACUGAAGCAUCUGGAUGAGAGGGGUGCAGAAGUUCAUAAAGUUGAUGCAACUCGGACAUUAAUUAGGAAUCUCUCCACCAAGAUAAAGAUUGCAAUUCAGGUUGUAGACAAGAUAUCUGUUACAAUAAACAAUAUUAGGGAUGAAGAGCUAUGGCCACAGCUAAAUAAAUUAAUUCAGGGAUUAUCCAGGAUGUGGAAAAGUAUGCUUGAGUGCCAUCAGAAUCAAUGCCAAGCAAUCAAAGAAGCCAAAGGUUUUGGUUCUAUUGGAUCAGGUAAAAAGCUUGGUGAUGAUCACCUUAAAGCCACAUUGCAGCUUGAGCAUGACCUUCUUAAUUGGACUUCCAGCUUCUCAAGUUGGAUAGGUGCCCAGAAGGGUUAUGUGAGAGCCUUGAAUAGCUGGCUUGGUAAAUGUCUCUUGUAUGAACCAGAAGAAACACCAGAUGGAAUAGCUCCCUUCUCACCUGGUAGGAUGGGUGCACCUCCAGUGUUUGUAAUCUGCAAUCAAUGGGCACAAGCUAUGGAUACAAUAUCUGAAAAGGAAGUAAUAGAUGCCAUGCGCAUUUUUGCUUCAAGUGUGCUUAAGCUUUGGGAACAGGAUAAAUUAGAAAUGCGUCAGAGAAUGAUGAUGAAUAAGGAUUUGGAGAGGAAAGUUAGAAAUUUAGAUAGAGAGGAUCAAAAGAUACACAAGGAGCUUCAAGCAUUAGACAAGAAAAUUGUUCUUUUUGCAGGAGACAAUUAUAGUAUGUCUGUGACAGGAAAUAUUGUAUAUCAAAGUGAUACUAGCAAUAGCAGUUUAUGGGGAAGCCUGCAGCGCAUUUUUGAGGCUAUGGAGAAAUUCAUGGCUGAUUCAACGAAAGCUUAUGAGGAACUAAUUCAGCGUAGUGAAGAAGAGAGGCUUUCUCGAGAGCAUGAGAGAGUUUCAUAGGGCUGUGUGUUGCAAUUGAAAUACAUUAUUUUCUGUCAACUGAUGAACUAUCAUGUGCAGCUUAUAGUCCCAAGAGAAAUGUAUGAAGUGCAGGAUCUGCCAGAAUCUAUGAUGUGGAAUUAGACUGUCUCGGUAUCCCUUCUUUGGUCUUGUGGCAGACCAUUACCAGUUUGAAGUCUUCAACUGAGGGCGUAGACUUUGUCAUGUGGUAGAUGGUGAUGGAUCUUGAUCUUGGCUUAGUGGCAAGCCAUACCACUUGCUAAAAUUUUGUUGGCAGAUUGAAUUGCGAGGGUGAUGAGAUGAUUUCAUAUCUUCCCCACCAGCUGUGGCUAUAAUCAUAUUGAUCCAACAAAUAUGGUUGUAUGAUAUUCAAUUGAUAAAAAGGGGGCAAUGGGAAGAUGCCUAUUCAAAUGGCUGGUGCUUUAUCUUCUGCAAAACGGAUGCUGGCUAACUCAUAGGAUUGCGUUCAGGUAUAAUGUUGUUGACAAUGGGGUGGCUUCUUAAUGCCGUGUGGGUCAUUGAUAUGCUAUUGAGCACCAGGCUUAAUGGAAGUCAGAUAUAACUCCAACAAAUCCAAGUAGAUGAGAUAUUUCCUCACAGUUUUGAUGAGGAUGUGUGCAGUUGUAGGUGGAAGGGCUGUUCAGAAUGACGCAAGUCAGAGAAAUGCCCAGAUAGUUGAUGUUCCUUUUAAUUUUUCCAAAAUAUUUAUUUAUAUUAAUUGUUGUACAGGCCUUUUCACUGAAAAGACUUGACAAUAAAUAGUGUUGCUGAAAAUUUGCAGAAGGUAUUGAUGGUGUAGAUUCAGGCUGUUGAAGCUGUAGAGUUCCACAAUGUUCAUAAAAGCUGAAACAUUCUCCUUAUGGCUUUUGCCAUUGCAGAUCCUAUUUUUGUAACCAUAACACUGUUCUGAGGCUUCCCAGUGUUUUAUAGCAUGCUAUGCAAGUACAUCUACGGUGGUACUUUGUUUCCAAA